AUGUUGAUCGUGCGCUCCACCGGGACCCUCUUCACCAACGUCCCGGUGGAGCGCACGAUCAACAUCAUCUCCAACUACCUCUACAACAGUGUCGAUCUGCCAGCACCCGACAUCCCAGAGCCAGUCAUGCGUGCUAUGCUCCGCCUCUGCACCACUAAGGCGCCGUUCCGCUGCCCGCAAGGUCAACUCUAUUACCAGAAGGACGGCAUCGCCAUGGGCUCGCCGCUCGGCGUGCUAUUCGCCCAGGCGUUCAUGUCGGCAGUUGAGAACGAAGUCCUCAGUGAAAGCCGUGUGAAACCAAACCUGUACUGCCGAUAUGUCGAUGACAUCCUGGUGGAAGUCAGUGACAUGUCAUCACUGCAGCGACUGAAGGCACGACUGGAGGAGGUCUCCGGCCUCAGCUUCACUGUUGAGGAGAGUGUAGCCAAUAGGAUCAGCUUCCUUGAUGUGUCCAUCGAUGCUGAGAGUGGCAACUUCACCACCAGUGUCUACCGCAAGCCGACGGACAACGAGAGAUGCCUGAACGGUGGAAGUGAGUGCCCUCAGCGCUACAAGGACGGCGUGGUGAGGGCGUAUGUCCACCGAGCCCUCAGGCACUGUUCCAGCUGGCCACUGGUCCACCAAGAGCUGCAGCGGAUAAAACAGGUCCUGGUCAAUAAUAACUAUGACUUGACCACCAUCGACCAACAAAUACAAUCUAUCGUCAACAACCACAUCACCAAAGGAUCACAGACAACAUCAAAUGAAGGCAACGUCAUCAGCCUCUACUACAAGAGCCAGAUGACCAGCGGCUAUCGAGCAGAAGAGUCGGCGCUCAAGAACAUCAUACGGCGCAACUGCAAGCCCGUUCAUCCAGAAGACCGCAUCAAAAUCUCCAUCUACUAUCAGAGUCCCACAACGACAUCACUCAUCAUGAAGAACAACAUGGCCAAUGACAAGUCACCCCUAAAACAGAGCAACCUGGUAUACCACUUCAAAUGCAACAAAGGAGACUGUGCGCUCCUCCCUUCAAGUGGCUAUAUCGGCCUCACCACCACGACUCUGUCCCGGCGCCUAACUAUGCACCUUCAGAGCGGAGGACCGCAGCAACACACCCAGACUGAACACCAAACCCUACUGACCAGACGGGAAAUCGUGGACAACACCUCCAUUCUGGCGAGAGCAUCGGACUGGCGACGACUGGCGGCUCUCGAGGCCAUCAUGAUCAGGGAAAAGGACCCAGCCAUCAAUCGGCAGAUAAACGCCCGAGGAACCCUGCAGUUGUAUGAGGGUCGGCGCCUGACCUAG
Molecule: messenger RNA, 1287 nt
Organism: Amphibalanus amphitrite
Lineage: Eukaryota; Metazoa; Arthropoda; Thecostraca; Balanomorpha; Balanidae
Exons: 2
Coding region: 1-1287 (428 amino acids)
Source: RefSeq, a predicted model, not a curated record